Ostrea edulis (European flat oyster) is the source of this 1313-nucleotide messenger RNA. RefSeq names its product inositol monophosphatase 3-like. The record is from RefSeq and is a predicted model, not a curated record. Gene Ontology annotation, biological process: phosphatidylinositol phosphate biosynthetic process. The coding region runs from base 119 to 1246 and encodes 375 amino acids. Gene Ontology annotation, cellular component: endomembrane system. Gene Ontology annotation, molecular function: 3'-nucleotidase activity. NCBI's taxonomy places the organism in Eukaryota, Metazoa, Mollusca, Bivalvia, Ostreida, Ostreidae. The transcript is spliced from 5 exons.
GUUCCUGGGGUUCUGACUAAAUAGCGGGUAUAUUUAGUGUUUAAUCUUAUUUAACUCAAAGGUAAAAGAUGUAUUAUCUUGUUAAAAUGAUUAUCAGUUAAUUGAAAAUUUUACCCAUAUGGUAUCCGAUAAAGCUUUCACUACAAACUCGGGAAAAGAAACGCUACUAUUUUUAUUUGGAAUCAACUUAUUUGUCAACAUUUCAAUUAGUGAAACCAAUAUGGCUCCUACAAACGUGAAGCUGAACUCAGUUGGGGCUGCUGCAUGCUUCGCAUUUGGGCUUUGUAUGGUUAUUUAUAUUGUCGGGUUUCCUGACUGGUUUCAGAAAGAAAAGAAAAUUAGUUUAAAGGAACUUUUGUCAGUAAGCAUUGCUCUUGUUGAGCGAGGUGGAACUCGGGUGCGCGAGAUACGUGAACGUAACACGUUGGCAGACAGAUCAAAAGGUAAAACAAAGGAAGGUGCCGAGGAAGUGCUCACAGAAGGUGACUUAGAAUCGCAUAGGUCUAUUGUGUACGGAUUCGCCAAGACUUUCCCGGGACUCCAGGUUAUAUCUGAAGAGUCGGAUAUUAGACCAGUCAGUUUUCGAUUCAUAGACAAUGUUAAUUCAAAUAAUGAGGAAGUGGAGAAAUUAGUCAAAAGUGAUAUGUCAGUGCCAUUUAAUAAGGUGUCUGUUUGGGUUGACCCACUAGAUGCUACUCAAGAAUAUAAAGAGAAUUUGAGGGAGUAUGUGACAGUGAUGAUAUGUGUGGCCGUCAAUGGGCAGCCAACCAUUGGAGUCAUCCACAAACCAUUUGAGAAAAAAACAGUGUGGGCUUGGGUGGGUGUUGGACAUUCCUCUAACCUCCAAACUAUCAAAAACAGUCGGGAAGAAGGUGAUCCUCACAACAUCAUCAUAUCCCGCUCCCACACAGGAGAUGUGGCCGACAGUGUCCGCAAAAGUUUGGGAAAUAAUACCCAUAUUAUUUUUGCAGGAGGGGCAGGUUUUAAAACACUAGAAGUCAUAGAAGGGAGAGCUGAUGCUUAUGUACACACCACAAGAAUAAAGAAGUGGGAUAUAUGUGCUGGGAAUGCCAUUUUAUCUGCAUUUCAUGGGAAAAUGACUACUUUAGAAGGGGCAUUCAUAGACUACUCUUCUCGAAAAGAAGUGAGAAAUAAUGAUGGUUUGUUAGCAACUCUUUAUGAUCAUUACAAAUAUUUAGAACAACAUGUCGCCAAACCAAUGGAGCACAACAAAGAUAUAAGGUAGUGGAAGAUUUAGCGUGAGAUGGUGGAAGCCUCAGCAUAGGAGGAAGAUAGAGCAUCAAAAGGUGGAA